GUGAGAAAGGAGGUGUAUCUUGGCAGUGAAAUAGAUCGGUGGUGCCCUAACUGCCUUGUGGAGCUUCAGCGCAUUGAUUUUGCCGAGCUGUGGGGUUGGAGAUCCAGCAGACAUCCACUCUUGUGAAGCCUUGCUUUUAGAGAAGACAGGAAAGUUGUGCCAGCUUAGGAUAGCUGCCAAACCUCAUGGCUCCUGCCCCUGAUUUCUACUUGAGAUACUACGUAGGGCAUAAGGGAAAGUUCGGCCACGAGUUUCUGGAAUUUGAGUUCAGACCUGAUGGCCAGCUGAGAUACGCCAACAACUCGAAUUACAAGAAUGACACAAUGAUCCGGAAGGAGGGCUUUGUGGCGCCUGCGGUGCUGGAUGAGCUGAAGCGGAUCAUUGAAGACAGUGAGAUCCUAAAGGAAGACGAUGCCAACUGGCCACCCCCAGACAAGGUGGGCCGCCAGGAGCUUGAGAUCAUCAUGGGGGAAACUCACAUCUCCUUCACCACCACCAAGCUGGGCUCGCUCAUGCAAGUGCAGCAGAGCAAGGACCCCGAUGGCCUCCGAAUCUUCUACUACCUAGUGCAGGAUCUCAAAUGCAUGGUGUUCUCCCUGAUCGCUGCACACUUCAAGAUCCAGCCUAUCCAGAGGUGAGAGAGGGACAGCCGCGGGUGCCAUUCAGGAGAGCAGUGCACCUGCGCAGGGCAAGCGUAUUGCAGAGCCCACCUGCCAAUACAGACUUCUCAAAGGCCAGCUGAGCAGGAUGACAAUAGUGCGAUGAAGCACAUCAUACAGACCGUGACAUCAGGUCAUGUUGGGUGACCAUCUGGAAUGUCUCUUGAUUGACGGCAGCGUCUGCACGUUUAUCUUUUGUGCACUGGGGCUACUUUCACCUAACGAAAUGUGGUCUUUGACCUGGUAACAUACAGCUGAACAGCUUACAUGGCCUUGCACCUCUUUAUAUGUUGGAUAAUCUGCGGGCGGGGCCAACAGGUUCAAAAGUGCAGUCGCGCUUAAUGUGUAAUUUGGAAGCUGCGC
Coccomyxa subellipsoidea C-169 is the source of this 1022-nucleotide messenger RNA. RefSeq names its product protein mago nashi 2. NCBI's taxonomy places the organism in Eukaryota, Viridiplantae, Chlorophyta, Trebouxiophyceae, Coccomyxaceae. Bases 186 to 638 code for a protein of 150 amino acids. The record is from RefSeq and is a predicted model, not a curated record. Gene Ontology annotation, biological process: RNA splicing. Gene Ontology annotation, cellular component: exon-exon junction complex; nucleus. The transcript is spliced from 4 exons.